Aphidius gifuensis is the source of this 1530-nucleotide messenger RNA. RefSeq lists its product as uncharacterized. Lineage: Eukaryota; Metazoa; Arthropoda; Insecta; Hymenoptera; Braconidae. The transcript is spliced from 8 exons. The coding region runs from base 757 to 1461 and encodes 234 amino acids. The record is from RefSeq and is a predicted model, not a curated record.
UGUCUGCCUGUCAAAAAAAAAAAAAAAAAUUAAAAAACACUUUACCAAGAUGAAUUUAAUUAAUUUUAUUAUAAAAAAAUUAUUUUUCAAUGUCUAUUAGUGUUAUAAAAAAUUAAUUAAUAAUUAUGGGUUCAUUGGUGAUGAUUGUUGUGAAGAAAAAAAAUUUUAAAAACAAUAUAUUUGUAAAUUGAAUGAAAAAUAACUGCAAAUUAAUAAAUACAAAAAUAUCAUAAACCAUUUGCUCAAAAUAUGAAGAAGCUGUUUAUGAGAUAAAAUUACGACAAUCAAAAGUAAUAAAAAAGAUGUCAAGAUCAAUGUCAAAUUUACCAUGAUAUUUGUGUCAAAUAAACAAGACAUCACGAGACAAUAACACAACUCAUAUGGAUUAUAAUUCUAUGAAUAAAUAUUUGUCACUUGAUGAUGUCAACAAUCAAGACAAUGAUCCUCAUUAAUUAUCAAAGAUUAUGUCAACUCAGUGUUGAAGACAAACUGUUAACUGAUGGCUCUCACCAGAAAGACUAGAGACUAGUCUUCUUGGCUCUCGCAAACGAGAUUAGAGUGUGUUAUGUUGGAAAAAAAAAAAAAAAAACAAUGAAAAACAACUGUACAUUCAGAUAUUGAAUUAAAUUUUUUUUUGUUUUAUAAAUAGUGUUGAUAUUGAAAAUGCUGUUGAACACAACAUCUUGCCAAUUCCAACUGUAAAUUUUUGAAUGAUUAUUCUGAAGCUUAUUUUUAUUUUUAACAUUUGCUGUAUGGAUGAUUCAAGUUGGAGCUGAUGAUAUUGAUCCUAGUUCAACUGAUCAAAAUGACAUUCUCGAACCAAAUAAAACAGUUAUUGUUGAAAAAAAUUUAAAUGAAGUAUUUGAUCGUAUGUUGCCAAAAAUACGUGAGGAUAUUAUUAAAAAUGGAUUGGAUCCACUGUCAUUGCCAGAUGAAUAUUUAAGAACUACAAAAAUUCCAGGCUUACGUGGAAAAAUUCAUUUACAAAAAGGAUGGGCACAAGAAGCAUCAACAAUUAAACGUACCGGUGAUGUAAUUGUCCAGUAUGGUGGAAAAAAAUUGAACUUUGAUUUUGCACUUGGAUUUGAUACGUUAGAUAUAACUUAUGCAUACACAUUGAAAUAUCUUUUGUACAAACGCAAGGGUGAUUUCCAUGGACAAUUUCACAAUGUCAAGCUAAAAGUAUAUGGUUUUAUUGAUUUUACAACAUAUCAAGUAACACUUAAAUACUUUGAUCUUGUCCACGUUGGAAAAUUCUCUCUCAAACUUGAGGGUCAUUUAGCUGAUCAUCUCCUCAACGUUCUCACAAAAUUAUUUACAACAUUUUCACGUGACAGUGUUUUGAAAAAUAUCGAAGAAAGAUUCGAAGAAACUCUUCAAGCAAAAAUCAAAGAAUUCAAUGAUUCAGUUCUUGAGCCAAUUUUACCAAGUUUUUUAAACGCCACUAAGUUCUAUAAUUAACAACAAUCAAAAUAAAUAAGAUGAAAUUUUUAUAUUUAUUUUAAUAAAUAAAGAAAAAGUUGAUUUAAA